Molecule: messenger RNA, 3096 nt
Organism: Neomonachus schauinslandi (Hawaiian monk seal)
Lineage: Eukaryota; Metazoa; Chordata; Mammalia; Carnivora; Phocidae
Gene: SGSM3
Product: small G protein signaling modulator 3
Exons: 21
Coding region: 186-2597 (803 amino acids)
Molecular function (GO): protein binding
Source: RefSeq, a predicted model, not a curated record
GUCUGAGCGGUGGAGCCGCGAGCCGACCCGGCUUGGCGUUGAGGUGGGGGCCCGCUGGCGGCGGCCGGGCAGGGCAGAUGUUUCUGGACCAGAUGAAGCCUGAGGAGCCUUCCAGCUGUAAAAUAAUAGGCUAGGAAGCCUUCUAAGUGUGGAUUUGCAGAAGACUUGCCCCGCCUCUCCACACAAUGUCAGGAAACCACAUACCUUCUGCCAGUGGCCCCUUCUCAGCCCUGACUCCGAGCAUGUGGCCCCAGGAGAUCUUGGCCAAGUACACACAGAAGGAAGAGUCAGCGGAACAACCAGAGUUCUGCUACGAUGAGUUUGGCUUCCGCGUGGACAAGGAAGACGGUGCCAACCCCAGCUGCAGCAGGCUGCCAGGUGUGUCUCUGUUGGAGGACCCUCCACAGAGGCUGCGGUGGCAGGCCCACCUGGAGUUCACCCAUAACCAUGAUGUGGGGGAUCUCACCUGGGACAAGAUUGCCGUCUCUCUGCCCCGCUCGGAGAAGCUUCGCUCCCUGGUGCUGGCCGGCAUCCCACACAGCAUGAGGCCACAGCUGUGGAUGCGGCUCUCCGGGGCCCUGCAGAAGAAGAGGAAUUCUGAGCUGUCCUACCGAGAGGUGGUGAAGAACAGCUCCAAUGAUGAGACCAUUGCUGCCAAACAGAUUGAGAAGGACCUGCUCCGCACCAUGCCCAGCAACGCCUGCUUCGCCAACGUGAGCAGCAUCGGGGUGCCCCGCCUGCGCAGGGUUCUCCGCGCCCUGGCCUGGCUCUACCCAGAGAUCGGCUACUGCCAGGGCACAGGCAUGGUGGCUGCCUGCCUCCUGCUGUUCCUAGAGGAGGAGGAUGCUUUCUGGAUGAUGUGCGCCAUCAUCGAGGACCUGCUCCCUGCCUCCUACUUCAGCACCACUCUGCUGGGCGUCCAGACAGACCAGCGGGUCCUGCGCCACCUCAUCGUCCAGUACCUGCCCCGCUUGGACAAGCUGCUCCAGGAGCAUGACAUUGAGCUGUCCCUCAUCACGCUACACUGGUUCCUCACGGCCUUCGCCAGCGUGGUGCAUAUCAAGCUGCUGCUGCGCCUCUGGGACCUGUUUUUCUACGAGGGCUCCCUGGUGCUGUUCCAGACCACGCUGGGCAUGCUGCGGCUCAAGGAGGAGGAGCUGAUCCAGUCCGAGAACUCGGCCUCCAUCUUCAACACGCUGUCAGACAUACCUUCGCAGAUGGCCGACGCCGAGCUGCUGCUGGGGGAGGCCAUGCGGCUGGCCGGCUCCCUCACCGAUGUGGCUGUGGAGACGCAGCGCCGCAAGCACCUGGCCUACCUCAUUGCCGACCAGGGCCAGCUCCUGGGGACCAGUGCCACCACCAACCUCUCGCAGGUUGUGCGUCGCAGGACCCAGCGGAGGAAGUCUGGCAUCACCUCCCUGCUCUUUGGGGAGGACGACCUGGAGGUGCUCAAGGCCAAGAAUAUCAAGCAGACAGAACUGGUAGCUGACCUCCGGGAAGCCAUCCUGCGCGUCGCACGCCAUUUCCAGUGCACAGACCCCAAAAACUGUAGUGUGGAGCUGAGCCCGGACUACAGCAUGGAGAGCCACCAGCGGGACCAUGAGAACUACGUGGCGUGCUCACGCAGCCACCGGCGCCGGGCCAAGGCCCUGCUGGACUUCGAGCGACAUGAUGACGACGAGCUGGGCUUCCGCAAGAAUGACAUCAUCACGGUGCGUGGGGCGCAGGGAGCAGGCACCCCUGGGCUGUCCCACCCCGUCCCCAUUUUAGUCCCACCCGCCCGGCCAAGGGUGCAGCCGCAUGGCUGCAGGCACAGGGCCUGGGCAACCAAGGCUUUGCUUCCUCCUCUUCUCCGCCGGCCAACUGUGCAGAUCAUAUCUCAGAAGGACGAGCACUGCUGGGUCGGGGAGCUGAAUGGCCUGAGAGGCUGGUUUCCAGCCAAGUUUGUGGAAGUCCUGGAUGAACGGAGUAAAGAGUACUCCAUCGCGGGGGACGACACUGUGACAGAGGGGGUCACGGACCUCGUUCGAGGGACCCUCUGCCCAGCUCUCAAGGCCCUGUUUGAACAUGGGCUGAAGAAGCCCUCCCUGCUUGGGGGCGCCUGCCACCCAUGGUUGUUUAUCGAGGAGGCAGCGGGCCGGGAGGUAGAGCGAGACUUUGACUCGGUGUAUUCGCGCCUGGUGCUGUGUAAGACGUACAGGUUGGACGAGGAUGGCAAAGUCCUGACCCCGGAGGAGCUGCUCUACCGGGCUGUGCAGUCUGUGAACGUGACCCACGACGCCGCACACGCACAAAUGGACGUCAAGCUCCGGUCCCUCAUCUGCGUGGGGCUCAACGAGCAGGUCCUGCACCUGUGGCUCGAGGUGCUCUGCUCCAGCCUGCCUACUGUGGAGAAGUGGUACCAGCCCUGGUCCUUCCUGCGCAGCCCUGGCUGGGUCCAGAUCAAGUGCGAGCUCCGCGUCCUCUGCUGCUUCGCCUUCAGCCUCUCCCAGGACUGGGAACUUCCUGUGAAGAGAGAGGAGAAGAAGCCGCUGAAGGAGGGUGUUCAGGACAUGCUCGUGAAGCACCACCUCUUCAGCUGGGACAUAGACGGGUGAUGCUCUUCCUCCAGCGGCCCGUCAAGCCAGGCCUCCCCCCAACCUGCUGGCUACCGAGCAGCCCCUUUGUCAAGCAAGAAGAGAACAGCACAGUCCUGGCCAGGCUUGGUCUGCUUGGGGAUGGGGUCUGAGGUGGCCCGGGCCCAUUCCAAGCUGCGCGGGGGGGGGGGGGGGGUCAAGGGAAAGCGACACUGGAGCUCUGGCCAGGCAGCACGGUGAACGGGGACACCACCUGGAACACCCAGGAUGUCACUAGAGGACAGUGGGCGGCAGGAGCAGAAGGUGGGGCUGAGCCGGCUUUUCCCAGUGCCUAGGGGAGUGCCCUGCCCAGGCCCCAGUUUCAGGGUUUGUACCAGCCAAAACCUCGUGAGGAGGUGGGGCGCCAUCUCUGUUCUGUCCGUUUGUGCUCAGGAAGGGGAGGGGGUGGCCACAGGCUCUUUGGCUUGUCAAUAAAUUGUGUCCUUGGGAAACCACCUCCCGUCUUCUGUCCAGCCAGGGC